Messenger RNA from Rhododendron vialii, 1277 nucleotides. Its product is annotated as 2-methoxy-6-polyprenyl-1,4-benzoquinol methylase, mitochondrial-like. The record is from RefSeq and is a predicted model, not a curated record. Gene Ontology annotation, molecular function: methyltransferase activity. The transcript has 9 exons. Gene Ontology annotation, cellular component: mitochondrion. NCBI's taxonomy places the organism in Eukaryota, Viridiplantae, Streptophyta, Magnoliopsida, Ericales, Ericaceae. Gene Ontology annotation, biological process: ubiquinone biosynthetic process. Bases 161 to 1030 code for a protein of 289 amino acids.
CAGUGUUCAUCGUGCAGGUUAAUGAAGUGUGAUUCUCUGUCUCUCUUCAGACGACCCAACUGCAGGCUCGGACAUCACCAACACUUUCACUCCUCGUAACCCCAAAUACAAAAGUUCCCUCACCACUUCCCCGUGGAUUUUCAAUCUCCAAGGAGCAACUAUGGCAUUAAGAAUGAUAACGAAGAGUUUGAGAAGCAAACUGUUGCCUCGGUUCACUCCUGCUUCUAUGUUACAUUCUCAUGCGACAAGCUUUGGUUUUAAAGAAGUGCGGGAAGAAGAAAAAAGCCAAAUGGUUGGCAAUGUUUUCAGCAGCGUUGCUUCAAACUAUGACCUCAUGAAUGAUGUGAUGAGUGGUGGAUUACAUCGUUUAUGGAAGGAUAGACUGGUUUCCAAACUAAAUCCAUUUCCUGGAAUGAGGCAUCUUGAUGUGGCUGGUGGCACAGGGGAUGUUGCUUUUAGGAUCCUGGAAAGUCUAAAUAGUGUCUCUCGUAGAGCGGUGCAAGAUGUUCUUCAAGAUAAUCUACAGGAAGAAACUCAGAUAUACAUAUGUGACAUUAACACCAAUAUGUUGAAUGUUGGCAAAAAACGGGCUCAAGAGAGAGGUCUUGAAGAUCUCCGAUCCCUCAGAUGGGUGGAAGGAGAUGCAGAAGCUCUAUGCUUUGAAGAUGCUUCAAUGGAUGGUUACACAAUUGCCUUUGGUAUUAGGAAUGUUACACACAUAGAAAAAGUUCUUGCUGAAGCCUACAGGGUACUUAAACCCGGAGGGAGGUUUCUUUGCCUCGAACUGAGUCAUGUAGAAGCACCAGGUUUCAAGCAGUUGUAUGAUUACUACUCAUUCUUGGUAAUUCCAGCCCUUGGGGAGCUCGUUGCAGGUGACCGGGAGUCUUACCAAUAUUUAGUUGAGAGUAUUCGUCGCUUUCCCCCUCAGGAUAUGUUUGCUUCAAUGAUUGCAGAUGCUGGAUUUCAGAAGGUUGAAUAUGAAAAUCUUGUUGGAGGGGUGGUGGCCAUUCAUUCUGGGUUGAAAUUUUAAAGAGUCUCCAUCACGAAGGAUGUUCUCGGAGUUUCUCUAUUUCCUCUUGUCCCUAACCCUUUUUCAGGCUUCAAUUUUGGUAAUUAGCUUGGGGUAAUUUUGUAGAAGCAAAUUAUGGGAAAAAUCAUUUUGUAGGUUCCAAUGUUUGAUGCACUUUCUCUUCUUUUCUUGCUUUCUUGAUACGUAUAUAUGGUACUUGAUGGACAUUCUCGUUUAUUGCUUUAAUAAAAUAUUACAUUAUCUGGUA